AUGGCAGCGCCAUACAGCGUUUCUGGUGGACCAGCGGGGCUUCUGGCCGAGAAGAUCCGGCUGCUGAAGGAGCUCGAGGUUGAGCUCCCUCGUUUUAGCGCAGACCUCGUUGACUUCGAAGACCGCUUUUUGAACAGCCGAAUCAACAACAAGGAUGAGAGGCCGUUUCGGGAAAGGGAGGCGGUUGUAAAGAGAGUUAUAGAGGAGAUAGAGAUGACCCAAAGAUUGCAGACCAACAAGGUACGAGUAGUGUCCUUGUGGAGCCCGAGAGGAACGGGCAAGACAUCGCUCAUCCGUCAUUUGGCAAAGGUUUCAAUCUUUUCCGAAAUUCGACGGUGCGGGCGGCUCUUGGUGUUUGAUGCGAUCAAGAUAGAUGAAGCGACCGUGCUUGGUGAAGAUGCUGGAGCUCUUGUUUCUUCCAUAGCUUUGUGGCACCUUUGUGAGAUCUUCCAUGGCCACUCUGUGGAGCUGAGUCCUCGGAAGGUGGUGAAUUUCAAGCGCAUGCAAUUCGCGAAUGUGAUGAAGAUCCUCCGAGGUCCAUGUCUACCCCUUCUUCUUCUUCUUCUUUCGGACUUGGGCUCAAGAAGAUUGUCUAUCUGA
Effrenium voratum is the source of this 600-nucleotide messenger RNA. Lineage: Eukaryota; Dinophyceae; Suessiales; Symbiodiniaceae. The record is from the annotation of a GenBank genome assembly.